This is a messenger RNA of Rhizopus microsporus ATCC 52813, 2041 nucleotides long. RefSeq lists its product as uncharacterized. The transcript is spliced from 4 exons. The coding region runs from base 349 to 1893 and encodes 514 amino acids. Gene Ontology annotation, biological process: malate transport. The record is from RefSeq and is a predicted model, not a curated record. Lineage: Eukaryota; Fungi; Mucoromycota; Mucoromycetes; Mucorales; Rhizopodaceae.
ACUCAAUUCACUUUACUAUUAUCAAAAUGUCAACUUAUAUAAACGAAAAGUCGUCUUGUCCACGGCCGUCGAUCGUGCCUAUGGAGACAACAACGACUGUAAUAGAUAUACCAGAUGAAGGCUAUGGUAAUAUAAUUAAAAAUGAUUACCCCUUAAAAUAGACUUACCGAAAAUUAUAUAGAUCUAAGCAGCAAAGAACAAAUGAAUGCCUUUGCAAACGAACAGACAGUGCAUACAAGUGGAUCUAAAGAAAGAGUCAUUAUCAUUGACGAUCCACCAAGAUAUGAACACACACGGGAUGAUGUAACAUCCUGUCCAAAGUCUAGAAGAUUUGUACUCUGUUCAACAAUGCCUAUCACAAACACUAUCUUGUUUCAGUGGCUACAUAGGCAGUACAAAGAUAACAAUAACAGAUAUGCAUUUCAAAUGGCUGUGGCCUUUACGAUUGCCGCCCUGUUUGUCGUUAUUGAUCCAGUCUCAAAAGUAUUUCAUAACCCUUUUUGGAUGGGCGUGGCCGUGGUUACUGUGCUGGAUAACACAGUGGGCGGAUUUUUGACAUUAAGCAUUCAAAGAAUCUUUGGUACUAUCAUUGGUGGCAGCGCAAGCAUUAUCAUCAUCACAAUUACUCGAGCCAUCUUUAAUUUGCAAUGGGAUUGGAGAGCUGAGGUCGUUCUCUGCAUCUUAAUGUUUAUCCAAAUAUUUUUUAUUUCCAAAAUCAAGCUGAUCCCGAAUUAUUCUUAUGCAGGAAGCAUUGGCUUAUUAACCACUGUCAUCAUUUUAUUAUCUGGUUACGAAGAAAUCACUCAUGAGGGAUUAUCGUCAGCAGCACAAUUAGGCGCAUGGAGAGUGUGCAACAUGAUUAUCGGUGUUCUUAUUGCAAUGGUUGCAUCUUGCUGUGUGUUCCCGGCCCGUGCCAUUGGUGUCAUGCGCACUAAUCUCGGAAAGUCAAUGGACGAGGCUGCCAACUUAUACGAGAGGUCAGCGGAAUACUAUCUUGAUCUCACGCAAGAUAAUAUGAACGAAUCCUUAGCAUCAAGAUUAGAGCGGAGAAUCUCGACACAGAUCACGGUUGCACCCACACCGGAAAAUAAUGGAAAUCAAGAGACACCGCAGAUCUCUAUCAAGGAAACCCUUCAACGUAUCUUUUCGACAACGUCAGCUACUUAUAAAGAACCUCCCACGGAUCAAGAUGUUGAGGAUAUAUCCCGAUUCUGGGACCACGACGAGAUCACACGUGUUAGUAAUGAAGCUAUCACAGUCCUUUCUCGUUUACAGACAGAGUCAACGCGGCUAAAGAAUGUAUCAAAUGAAUACUAUCUUCAAAUCUUGUUCCAUUUCCUAGGAGGAGGCAAGGAACGAUGUAAACGGUAUCUCCGACGAACCAUGAGGUACAAUGAGGCAAUCGAGGCUAUGAAACGAGUGGUCUGGCCAUUGGCUUCAUUUAGACUCCUCUUCCCUUUAAUUAAUCAAUCAGGAAAUGAUCAGAAUGCAUGCGCAGUACAAGCGCGCACUACACCUACCCGUGAAACCCUCGAAUGUUUUGCCAAUAGUCUGACUGUCAUGCGAAAAUUAGCGACCAUCCUUAAAGAACAUAAUCGACCACUGAGUGAUUUUUCGGAAGACUGGGUCGAAAUUCAUCGGAUGGUCCAUGCGGGAACUUUCCAUGCUCAGCAGGAACUGAAGGAAACGAUCAAAAUUGGUAUUCAUCAUCACAACAUGGAUGGACUUAAGUUGCUAUCAUACUAUGGUUUCAUCGUUCGGUGUUCCAUGAUAUGGGACGGCCUCAAGACAGUGGUAGAUAAGCUCAGUCCAUUAAACGGAACUCUAAGUCGCGCCUCAUCUUUUGGUUCGAAACCUUUACCUAAUCGAGAGACUUUGUAUGCACCAGAAUAAAUAAAUGAUUUCCUUGAUAAAAAAAAUGUUGUACGAAUUAGCCUCAAAAGUCAGAAAGUGCCAUAAUAAAUAUAGAAAUCGGAUAUCCAUCUUAAAACAUUGACAUAUAUGCAGUGAUAUUUGUCUUGUUCAACCUAAAACAAUCUCC